CGUCGCAUGAACUUCUUUGGAAGUCACAAGAAAAAGCACGGCAUCUUCUGCAGCUUUUCAAAAGCUUUCAACAGAGAUGUUGGCACCUUAGCAGAAUCCAAAUAGCCACCUGACUGCAAUUAUGCUCAGUCGCUAUCAAUUCUGAUGAACCACAUUUCUCCAAGUUACGCGAUUAAAUUCCAUUGCUCUAUCUAGCAGCUUUUAGAUAGCAGCCAUGGCAAUUCAUGUCCCUGCACCACUGUCCUCUGGCUUCACCAACCGAACUAAGUAUAGAUUCGAUGUUUUCCUGAGUUUCAGAGGCGAAGAUACUCGCCACUCCUUCACUGUCAUUCUCUAUGAUGCUCUUCGCAGGAAGGGAAUCAAUGCCUUCAUUGAUGACAAGAAGCUCGGGAAAGGGGAACGGAUCUCACCCGCGCUUCUUAGAGCCAUAGAUAAAUCGAGGAUUUCGAUUAUUGUGUUCUCUAGAAACUACGCUACUUCCACGUGGUGCCUGGAGGAACUCGCCCACAUCGUUCGUUGUAUGAAAGAGAAGAACCAGGUGGUUAUGCCCAUCUUUUAUAAGGUCGAUCCGAUGGAUGUACGGUAUCAGAGAAAUAGCUUUGGAGAAGCCAUGAUUGCUCUAGAAGAUAGGUUCAGAAACGACAUGGAGAAAGUGCACAGAUGGAGGUCUGCUUUGUCUGAAGCUGCUAGUUUGUCCAUGGCGUGGCUUUUUGAUGAUGGAAACCAACCUGGGUUCAUUGAAAGAAUUGCUGAAGAUGCAUAUGCUAUGCUACCUCCUAAACGCUUACAUAGCAUUGAUUGCAUGGUUGGACUUCAGUCCUGCAUAGAAGAAGUGAAGCCAUUGCUGGAUCAAUCUGAUGAUAGUGUUUGUAUGUUGGGGAUCUAUGGAACUGGUGGAAUUGGCAAAACAACCCUUGCCAAGGCUCUGUAUAAUUCAAUCUUCUACCAGUUUGAUGGUGCAAGCUUUCUAUUCGAUGUCAGAGAAGCUUCAAAGCAAUAUCGAGGCAUAAUUCGUCUCCAACAGACACUUCUUUCUGAGAUUCUUGAGGAGAAGAGGAUGAAGUUGGGCAGUGUUGAUGAAGGAAUAUCUAAAAUAAUACACAGACUCUCUUGCAAAAGAAUUCUUUUGGUUCUUGAUGAUGUUGAUGAGGUAGAACAAUUAGAACUGCUAGCAGGAAGCUGUCAUUGGUUUGGUCCUGGUAGCAAGAUCAUUAUAACAACAAGAAAUAUACAAUUGCUAACUGCACAUCGUGUUGAAACAUAUGAAAUGAAGAAUUUAAAUGACCAUGACUCUCUUGAGCUGUUUUGUUGGCAUGCUUUUCACAUGAGGCAGCCUCCUAAAGCCUAUGAAGAUAUGUCUAUUCAUGUGAUCGAUUAUGCACAAGGCCUCCCUUUGGCUUUGAGGGUAAUAGGCUCCAAUUUGGCUUCUAAAAGCUUAGAUGAAUGGAGAUCGACGAUGGAACAAUAUGAGAGGAUCCCAGAAAGGACAAUUCAUGAGGUGCUAAAGAUAAGCUAUGAUUGCUUGCAGGACAAUGCCAAAUGUAUUUUCCUGGAUAUUGCUUGUUUCUUUAAGAAAAGGAGAUUGGAAUAUGUUGAAGAAAUACUAGACGCAUGUGAUUUUGGUGCAAGGUUCUAUAUUGAAGUUCUUGUUGAUAAAUCUCUUGUAACUAUUAACGACAGUGGCUCCUUGUGGAUGCAUGAUCUAAUGCAAGAGAUGGGUAGAGAGAUUGUUAGGCAGGAAGCACCCUUAAAUCCUAGCCAACGUAGCAGAUUAUGGUAUCAUGAAGAUGUUAUUAGAGUACUAUCUGAAAAUUCAGGAAGCAGCAAAAUUGAAGGAAUAAUGCUUUGGCCCCCUCAACAAGAAGAAGUGGAGUGGACUGGCCAUGCCUUUGAGAAGAUGGAGAAUCUUAGGAUUCUCAUUGUUCGAAAUGCACGCUUUACAACUGGUCCUAAACACUUACCAAACAACUUAAGAGUGCUCGAUUGGGAGGGAUACCCUUCUAUGACUUUACCACGGGAUUUUUAUCCUCUGAAAAUUGUUGUUUUGAGGUUAUGUCGUAGUCAUGUCAGACUCGGAGAGCCGUUCAUGAGGUUUGAAUAUGUGACAAACAUGUAUUUCUCACAGUGUGAGUUUAUAACUGAAGUACCUGAUAUGUCACAAGUCCCAAAUUUAAGAGAAUUGAUAUUUAGAGACUGUUGCAAUUUGAUCAAGGUUCAUCAUUCUGUGGGUUCUCUCUCUAAGCUGGUUCAGUUAGAUGUUAGUGGCUGCACCAAACUUAAUAGCUUUCCUCAUGAAAUCAAGAUGGCAUCUCUCAAAUCCCUUGACCUCAGUAAUUGCAAGAGUCUUGACUACUUCCCUAAUAUAGUGGGAAAGAUGGGUGCGUUAAGGACCAUUCUUGCAGAAAACACUGCCAUCAAUGAACUGCCAGAUUCCAUUGGAAAUCUUUCAGGUCUUCAGCUUUUAGAUAUGAACUCCUGUAAAAGUCUUAGGGAGCUUCCGAUCAGCUUAUUCAAAUUGCAAAGCCUUAGCUGGCUUCUGUUAGGAGACAGUAGACCUCGUUGCAAAAGAUCACUCAAGAUAUUAAUGCAAGAGAGCUACCCAAUUAUGAGAUGUACAAACUUAGAGAUCUUGAAUCUCGAAAAUUGUUGUCUAUCAGACGAAGAUCUUCACCUAACUCUGAAUCGUUUUCAAAAUUUGCAAGAAUUAAUUCUAUCAGGGAAUGAUAUUGUGGCCCUUCCUGAGUGCAUUAAAGAGUGUGCUAAUCUAUUGAAACUGGAGGUGACUAAUUGCAAGCAGCUAAGAUAUGUACCUGAGUUUUCAUCUAAGUUGAUGAUCAUAGAGGCUGACCAUUGUACAUCAUUAACUACAGAAUCUUCAUGCCGAUUAUGGUCUCAGGUUAGGAAGGAGGUCAAUGGCCUGUUAAUCAAUAUGCCCGCAUCAGCAUUUCCAGAUUGGUUUGAUCAUUGCUACAAAGGAGGGACCUUGUCUUUUCGUGCUCGUGGGAACUUCCCUCGUGUUGCCAUAGCAAUUGAGUUGCGCAAUGUGAAUGCAAGUGUCCCAUCAAAAUCUAAGGGGGAACUAGAAAUCAAUGUUAAACCUUGGAAGUACAUCUCUGGUUGUAUUAGCAUCAAUGGUCGUAAAGUAGAAGGGGGAAGAGAGGCAAAGAAUAACUUGGUGCAGCAACCAGUUAGAGAAGGUCAUGUGGCAUUGUUUGAUCUAAGUCAGCAUUUUGGGGAAAAGGGGUGCAAGAUCCAUGAUGGCUUUAUGGAACGAGACUGGAAUGAUGUGGAAAUAGAAUUCAAAUGUGGAUCUCCAAAUUUGUCCAUUGUUAACUGUGGAAUUUAUGUGUACAAACAGCAAACAAACGUGGAGAAUGUCCAGUUCAAGUCUUCUCUGCUUUCCAUUAAUGCUCCAAGAACUUUAUUGAAACGGAAAGCUAUAGCUUCUCCUUCUUAUGAAUCAACCAAAAAGUUCACGAGGAACUUCAAGACUACUGAUAAACCAAAGCUACAUAACCUAAAAACAAGGACAAUGCGGGAGGAGAGCUAAGCAACGUCAAAGUCUACAUUCGUGGAAUAGGAGGAGGAUGAGUUUUUCAUUAGGCAACCGUGUUUGCAGAUUUUCGUAUUAUCGUAUGUAAUGUAAUGAUCUCAAACUCCAAGUAAUAUUCUAGACUUGGACCAUGAAAAGGGUUACUGAUUGGCCAGAUGCUUAUUAAAUAGACUUAUGAAAUAGGUGGCCAAGGAAGAGGUGAGCAUAUAUAAUUAUAUGUGUUUGUGUUGUGAUAAUAUGAAUGAAGAAAGGGUUCGUGGCGUGGGUGUGAAUGGAUUUGGUGGAAUCCUUUCCCUAUGUUCUUUCCUCCUCUCUGAUGUCUCCUAUUUUCCUCUGUGACUUGAUUCUUCUUCUUCUUUCUGAAGAUUAGUGUUGAAUUAUUUAUUUCCCAACAA
Messenger RNA from Prosopis cineraria, 3948 nucleotides. Its product is annotated as disease resistance protein RUN1-like. Gene Ontology annotation, biological process: signal transduction; defense response. The coding region runs from base 215 to 3550 and encodes 1111 amino acids. The transcript is spliced from 6 exons. Lineage: Eukaryota; Viridiplantae; Streptophyta; Magnoliopsida; Fabales; Fabaceae. The record is from RefSeq and is a predicted model, not a curated record. Gene Ontology annotation, molecular function: ADP binding.